GAGAGGACAGCUCUGCUGAUGCUGUGAGCCAAUACGCUCUGUGGAUGCACGUAAUUGCGCAGAGUGGCGGGCGGGAGGCGCUGUAGGGCUGGUGUCAGCAAAACAAAGUGAAAUGGGAGGAGCAGAAUCGGAAGUAAAGUGGCCACACGGUGUGCCAGUCGGUCCGAGCCAGUCGCUUACAUCUCAGAUCCGCCGCCGCGCAACGAACACGGAAAGAAGCGUCUGCCAAGUCUUGCACUCCACUUGGUGACGCGCGGAGCGAAGCAGUUUCAGGACACUUGACGAGCAGCACAUAGCCGCUACCGCUGCACAGUGUUGCUCCCUUUGGUGUAAAAUGCAACUGCAGUCUUUUCCGGAUAAAGACAGCAUUCAUACAUAAUCAGCGACGUAGCGAAAACAAGGACAAACGCCGGGGCGAACGGAGGCAGCGAGCGGUUUGAGAGAGGUGUAGACGACAAUACUCAAAAGAUCCAAUUUGUCUGUGAUGAGCAUCCCCAUCCACCAGAAACCAAAGGCCUGCCCCUGUUGUUCCUUCUGAGAGGAAGUGAUGUCACGCCACCACCACCGCUUUGAGAGGGACUACCGGGGACCCUGGGAGCGGAGAGACAUUCGCCCCUCUGGCCUCCACAAUGGAGGAGCCAACCAUAGCUGUGCCUCUGCCGUCGUCAAUGGCAACAACCGUCCGGGACUCCUUCCCCUCCCAGUCAUCCCGUCCCUCCUCCCCACCCCAGUUACAGUUGCCGUGACAACAUCAAGCAACGAUAUAGCGGUCAAGCGAGGCAUCACAGGAGCAGGGUCUGUGGCUCCAGCAUCAGCCAAGGUCUCCGGACUUUCGCCUGGAGACAGCCAGACCCCAGGACUGCUGCUGGCUCCAGGGGUGAGGUGGGGACAGACGCCCAUCAACCAGCUCACACCAUGGGAUACAGAAGAGCCCCCUGCCAAGCAACACAGAGACGGCGAGCCCACUGGUCCAACCUGGGCUGCACCAGUAGCAGCGGUUAGCCAGCCCAGUCUCCUGCCCCACACCUACGCCCUCCCUCAACCACCAUCCUUCAACCACAGUGUGACCGCGCAGUCACCUAUCAUCGGAGUAACCCCAUCCAUCCAGACGCCUGUGCCCCCACAGCAUCCCCUCAUGACCGCCCACUUCCAGCUGACACCACAGUCGACUCAGCAGCCACUGUCUAUGGUACUGAGCAUGCCCAGCCAGCCUCCGUAUGCCGGGAAUCAGCCAAAUGUUACACCGUCUGCCCUCACUGCCCAAGCCAACCAGGUGGUUCAUCAAAACCCUCACAGCAUGAUGGGAAACGGCCACUUAACCUCUCACCCGAGCCUCCUCCAGCCCCCCACCCUGCCUCUCACUAAUGGACAGGCAGCAGCAGUGCAAGCUCAGCAUACAGCUGCAGACAAUCAGGAUGGUCCGAACGGGCUGCAAAUGCUGCGGACAGUCGGGAGUGGGAAGUAUGAGUUCAGUGACCCAGGACAUCCCAAAGAGAUGUUGAAGGAGUUGAACCAGCAGCGCAGAGCGAAAGAGUUUACAGACCUGAAAAUUAUUGUUGAAGGCAAAGAGUUUGAAGUCCACCAAAAUGUUCUAGCUUCCUGCAGCUUGUAUUUCAAGGACCUGGUGAAAAGGUCGUCAGGGGAGACGAGGAGCGGGGAGAUGCUGGAGGUGAACAUGAGCAACAUCAGCGCUGAUGUGCUGGAGCUGCUGCUUGAAUUUGUCUACACGGGAUCUCUGGUCAUCGACUCGGCCAAUGCCAAGACGCUGCUGGAGGCUGCCAACAAGUUCCGUUUUAACACCUUCUGUAAAGUCUGUGUCUCCUUCUUAGAGAAACAGUUGACGGCUGCUAACUGUCUGGGAGUGCUGGCUAUGGCUGAAGCCAUGAGUUGCACUGAGCUUCACAACAUGGCUAAAGCCUUUGCUUUGCAGAACUUCCCUGAGGUGGCAGGUCAGGAGGAGAUCUUGAGCGUUUCUAAGGAGGACCUGGUGGCGUAUCUGUCCAAUGACAGUCUAAACACAAAGGCCGAGGAGCUGGUUUAUGAGACCAUCAUUAAGUGGAUCAAACAAGACCCCAACUCCAGAGUACAGCAUUUGUCAGAGCUGCUUGCGGUGGUCCGUCUUCCCUUCAUCCAUCCGUCCUACUUGCUCAACGUUGUGGACAACGAAGAGCUGAUCAAAUCAUCAGAGGCCUGUCGGGAUCUGGUCAACGAAGCCAAGCGUUACCACAUGUUGCCUCAUGCACGGCAGGAGAUGCAGACGCCCAGGACCCGGCCGAGACUUUCUGCAGGUGUAGCAGAGGUCAUAGUUCUGGUGGGAGGGCGUCAGGCUAUCGGGAUGAACCAGCGCUCCCUGACAGCAGUCACCUGUUUCAACCCACAGAACAGUAAGUGGUACCCACUGGCCAGCCUGCCCUUCUACGACCGUGAGUUCUUCAGCGUCAUCUCGGCAGGAGACAACAUCUACCUGUCAGGUGGCACCGAGUCGGGUGUGAUGGUGGCUGAUGUGUGGUGCUACAUGUCCCUGCUGGAUAACUGGAAUCUGGUGUCCCGGAUGACCGUGCCUCGCUGCAGACACAACAGCCUGGUAUAUGACGGCAAACUGUACACCAUUGGAGGACUAGGCGUAUCUGGGAAUCUGGACCAUGUGGAGAGAUACGACACUAUCACCAACAUGUGGGAGACGGUUUCUCCUCUUCCAAAGCCGGUGCAUUCUGCAGCCGCCACAGUAUGUGGAGGAAAAAUCUACGUGUUCGGAGGUGUGAAUGAGGCUGGACGCUCGGCAGGUGUCCUCCAGUCUUACAUACCGCAAAGCAACACCUGGAGUUUCAUUGAAUCACCCAUGAUAGAUAACAAAUAUGCUCCUGCGGUGAGUCUAAAUGGUUAUAUAUUUAUCCUGGGAGGAGCCUACGCUCGAGCUACCACUAUCUAUGACCCAGACAAAGGCAACAUCAAGGCUGGUCCCAACAUGAAUCACUCUCGGCAGUUCUGCAGCGCUGUUAUUCUGGAUGGGAAGAUCUACACCACAGGUGGCAUCGUGAGCAGCGAGGGUCCCGCCCUUGGCAACAUGGAGACGUUUGACCCGUGUACCAACACUUGGACACUCCUGCAGUCACUGCCCUGCCCCCUCUUCAGACACGGCUGCGUGGUCAUUAAGAAGUACAUUCAGAGCGGCUGAGGGUGGCUCGGACUGGGUAAAAGCCAAACACCGGCUGAGCUCCAGUUGUGGGAAGAUGCGAGACGGCAGCUUUGAGCCAGGCCAGUCAAUCGGCCAGUGACCUCUGGACUUGACGCUAGCAUCAACCCACACAGUUCCCACUCCCAUCCAUCCCUCAAAUAAAACCCUGUGCAGAAUGUACUCAUGUUUAACUACUCAGCCAUGCCAGGUGACGAUGCCUAACCUCCAGUACUGUAUGUGUCAUGGUAGUUCAUCCCCUAAUCCAACAGGCACAGGGACCCUCUUAGUAAUUCACAAGCUUUAUUUUUUUUUAAUUGAAGUCGUCUUUUCAGUUUAGUCUCUUCCAGAUCUUUGUGAACUCACCUCUUACUUGUUUCUUUUUCUAUGCUGACUCAGCUAAGUGAAAGCCAUUGCAGGUCCACAUUUUUGUCUUACUGAGUGAAUUACAUUUGACAGAUUUAGGCUCCUUAGAUUUUUUUUUUCUUUUAGCAGAAAUUGCUUUGUGGUGUUUGAAUGUGUUUCAGCUGUAACAGCCACAUGACGAGAGGAAACACUAAGGACAAGAAUUGGGACCGUUUUCCUCUUCAUCAGUGGAUUUGACGAGUUUCUUCUCUCUCUACUAUGUCAGGAAGCCGAAUUUCCUACUGUGUGGAUUUAUGCGGUAAUUUCAAAACCAGAUUUUGAACUCUGUGUGAUCCAGUUCUUUUAAUGAUAUUGGGGAAAAACUAUAAAAAUCUGGGUCAGGUGGGGUUUACAAAAAUGUUUUUUUUUUUUUCCCCCCCGCUGUGUUUUUUUUUGGUGCAACUCAGUCCUGAGAAUUAUCUGGAGGGUUGGUGUUUUUUUCUUUUUCUUUUCAUCUUUAUCCGUGCUUUUGCUCUCUGGGACAAAGACGGCGCUACAUUUAGAGAGAAGGAAUUCCUCUUUUCUGCUGACAUCUGAUCAGAUAUUCAAGUUGGGACAGUUUCUCCGGGAAAAAAAGCACAAUAUUCACCAGUGACUGUUAUCAUAGAUGUUAUCUGUUGAUCCAUGGUUUCUCUCCUUCGUCAGCCCCUGCCAUCCCUUUUCUGUUUUAGACAUUGUUUCAUUGAAACCCACAAACGUUGUUGGGUUGGUAUUCUGUAAAUACAGGAAGGAAAUAUGUAUAUUUUAAAACCUGAAGGUGAUUCUGUAUAAAUGUUUUUAGAAAAAAAAAGAAAACCCAAUAGGCUGGAUUCAAACUAAGUCUGUAAAUCUGUACCCAAAAAGGAGAAAUAACAAUUAUUAUUGAAAACUAAUACAUAUACCA
Messenger RNA from Melanotaenia boesemani (Boeseman's rainbowfish), 4460 nucleotides. Its product is annotated as kelch-like protein 29. Lineage: Eukaryota; Metazoa; Chordata; Actinopteri; Atheriniformes; Melanotaeniidae. The coding region runs from base 548 to 3175 and encodes 875 amino acids. The record is from RefSeq and is a predicted model, not a curated record. The transcript is spliced from 15 exons. Gene Ontology annotation, molecular function: protein binding.